CAGGCUGGGAGGUGCUGCCCCGGCUGUGGGACACCCGCAGUGCCAGGCUGGGAGGGCGGGGUGUGCUGCCUGCUUCUCUCUAGCCAAAGGCAGCCUCAGCCUGUAUCCCAGCCCAUCCCUCGGGAUCGCCACCGCUGCGGGAGGUGAAGCCCAGUUGGGCUGGUGCUGGGAAAGUGAGGGAGGGCUGGGACAGGGACACCCACGGCUUGGGGUGCCCGGCCCUCCCCGCCGGCUGGCACGGUGGGUUCUGCCCUGCCCUGCCCUCCCCUCCUUCCCAAAGGCGGGCGGGAGGGAGCCCUGUGCCUCCCCUCGUGACUGCGAUAAACAUUACACCGAGGCCAUUAAUGUUUAAUGAGGUUUGUCUCCCAAUUAAUGCGCUUUCCUGUGGGUGCCCCACUCCCAGAGUGAGGCGCCCGCCGGACAACACGCCGAGGCGAUGGGUGACGAGCAAGCGCCCGAGCAGGGCCUGGACAGGUUCAGCUACGGCCAGCGGUUCCACUGCGGAGGGAAGAAGAAGCCGAGACAAGGGAACGAGGAGAACCUGUAGGUGCAGAGCUGCUGUGCCACCAUGGAAGCAGAGCUCCAUCCAAAUCCUUGCCAAAGGCCACCCCUUCUCCUGCUCCAAUGGAUCCACUGCCCUGCAAGGCCAAAAUGCAAAUUACCCUCGUGCUUCUUCUCCCUCUCUUAGACCCAGCGAGAGUUUCUUGGCUAAUAAAGUUCAAGCUCAGAGAGGUUAAA
This is a messenger RNA of Pseudopipra pipra, 738 nucleotides long. It is a transcript of the gene FXYD2, whose product is annotated as FXYD domain containing ion transport regulator 2. NCBI's taxonomy places the organism in Eukaryota, Metazoa, Chordata, Aves, Passeriformes, Pipridae. Gene Ontology annotation, molecular function: sodium channel regulator activity. Bases 345 to 737 code for a protein of 130 amino acids. The transcript is spliced from 5 exons. The record is from RefSeq and is a predicted model, not a curated record. Gene Ontology annotation, biological process: regulation of sodium ion transmembrane transporter activity; monoatomic ion transport. Gene Ontology annotation, cellular component: membrane.